This is a messenger RNA of Archocentrus centrarchus (flier cichlid), 5498 nucleotides long. It is a transcript of the gene itsn1, whose product is annotated as intersectin 1 (SH3 domain protein). The record is from RefSeq and is a predicted model, not a curated record. Gene Ontology annotation, molecular function: calcium ion binding; protein binding; guanyl-nucleotide exchange factor activity. Gene Ontology annotation, biological process: intracellular signal transduction; positive regulation of Rho protein signal transduction. NCBI's taxonomy places the organism in Eukaryota, Metazoa, Chordata, Actinopteri, Cichliformes, Cichlidae.
UUUUCCAGCUGUCCCUCAGUCGGUCAGGAUUCCACAGCCACGGAAGAUUCACCGGAAAGGGUUUUAGUGAUAAACCAACAAAUUUUGGGGGGAGAGACCACAUUGUAUGGUCACAUAAGCACGCAACGGGCUACUUCAGACAGCAUUCAACGAUGGAAAGUGAACUAUGAGGUGUUGUGUAGCUGCAGAAGACUGAGUGAACCAUGGCACAGUUCCCAACCACAUUCACAGGUCCAGAUGUGUUUCUGAUCUCUGUGGAUGAGAGAGCCAAACAUGAUCAGCAGUUUCAUAGCCUCUCUCCGACUGCUGGUGGUUUUAUCACAGGUGACCAGGCGAGGAACUUUUUUCUUCAAUCAGGGCUGCCCCCGCCCGUCCUCGCCCAAAUAUGGGCUCUGGCUGAUAUGAACAGUGACGGAAGAAUGGAUAUCCAUGAGUUCUCAAUCGCCAUGAAGCUCAUCAAACUGAAACUCCAGGGUCACCCUCUGCCCCCAGCACUUCCUCCCAGUAUGAAACAACACCCGCUGCCUUUACCCCCACAGACUGGUUUUGGCAUGCCCCCCAUGGCGCCCAUCGCAACUCCUCUUCCGCCGUGCCCCCCGCUCCCCCUGCCUCCUCUUCCCGUUGGGGUUUCGCCCCCGCUCGUCUCGUCCGCGCCGCCUCCUCUUCCGCAGCCCCUUGCCAACGGAGCUCCUCCCACAGGCAUGAUGCAGCCCAUCUCAGGCUUCUCCCACCCAGCUCCCUCUGUCAACAAGUCCUCUUCAUUUAACCGGUCCAGUACCAAGUUGCAGAAGGGCUCAUCCUUUGAUGCUGCUGGUGCUCAGCCCCCCUCUGAUUGGGCAGUUCCUCAGUCCUCCAGGCUGAAGUACAGACAGCUUUUUAACUCCCACGACAAGAUGAUGAGUGGACACCUCACUGGUCCCCAGGCUCGCACAAUCCUGAUGCAGUCCAGUCUUCCUCAAACCCAGCUUGCCACGAUAUGGAAUUUAUCAGACAUUGACCAGGAUGGAAAGCUGACGGCUGAGGAGUUUAUCUUGGCUAUGCACCUCAUAGAUAUGGCUAUGUCAGGGUUACCGCUGCCCCCAGUGUUACCUCCAGAAUACCUCCCACCAUCAUUCAGGCGUGUGCGCAGUGACAGCGUUCAGUCGGACCAGAAGAGCGUCCAGGAGGAGAUGGAGGAGGAGACAGAGAGCCUGGAGAAGAAACUACCAGUGACAUUUGAGGAUAAGAAGAGGGAGAACUUUGAGCGAGGGAAUCUGGAGUUGGAGAAAAGACGUCAGGCUCUGCAGGAGCAGCAGAGGAAAGAGCAGGAGAGGCUGGCUGCGCUGGAGAGGGAGGAACAGGAGAGAAAGGAGCGCGAGCGUCUGGAGCACGAGAGGAGACGCCAACAGGAACUAGAAAAACAACUGGAGAAACAGAGAGAGCUGGAGAGACAGAGAGAAGAGGAGAGGCGCAAAGAGAUAGAGAGGAGAGAGGCUGCUAAGAGGGAAUUAGAGCGCCAGCGUCAGCUGGAGUGGGAGCGCCAGCGGCGGCAGGAGCUUCUGACUCAAAGAAACCGAGAGCAGGAGAGUAUAGUGCUGCUCAAAGCCAGGAAGAAGACGCUGGAGUUUGAACUGGAGGCUCUGAAUGACAAGAAGAGCCAGUUGGAGGGUAAACUGAAGGACGUUCGCUUUCGUCUGUCAGCUCAGAGGAAAGAGGUGGAGCAGACCAAUCAGACCAGAGAGACGCGCAUUGCUGAAAUCACGCUUUUACAGCAGCAGCUGCAGGACUCCCAGCAGUGGCUGGGGAGGCUGAUUCCUGAUAAGCAGAGUCUCAAUGAGCAGCUGAAACAGGUUCAGCAGAACAGUCUGCACCGUGAUAGUCUGUCGUCCCUGCAGAAAGCUGUUGAGCAGAAAGAGAUCAGCAGACAGCAGCUCAGAGAGCAGCUUGAUGCUGUGGAGAAAGAGACGAGGGCCAAACUGCUAGAAAUAGACGCUUUCAACACUCAGCUGAAGGAGCUGAGAGAGAUCCACAGCCGGCAGCAGAGACAGAAACAGAAGGAGCUGGAGGGAGACACACACACACAGACACACACACAGACUCACACACAGUCUCACAUACAAGCCCCCAGCGAGAGGAAGUCCGCUGAGCUGCAGGAGGGCAGGUUGUCAUCAGAGGAAGGUGCCGCCUGGAAGGAGGAAGCAGGAAGCUCUGCUCCUAAAGCUCCAAGCCCUGCCUCUGUUUCCGCACCCCACGCAUGGCUGAACAGAGUGACGCAGGAAGAGGAAGAGAGGAAAAGGAGAGGAAUGGAGGAGGAGCAGGAGGGCAGAAAGGGAGCAGGAUCGACAGAAGAGAAGGAGGACGAGGGCAGAGGCAAGAAGGAUAUGCAAGACAAGCUAAACAAGCUUUUCAGCCAGCCGGCGGACCCCUGGGCUUCGGCAGUGGAUAAAGCUCCUGCUCCUGCUCCCAGUCUGUUUGACCAGAAGGCUUCGGCCAGCGCCUUCGACCAGCAGCCGGUGAAGGUGGUGUACUACAGGGCUCUGUAUCCGUUUGACGCUCGCAGCCAUGAUGAGAUCAGUAUUGUCCCCGGAGAUGUUAUCAUGGUGAAGGGGGAAUGGGUCGAUGAGUCGCAAACAGGUGAGCCCGGUUGGCUGGGAGGUGAGCUCAGAGGGCGGACCGGUUGGUUUCCUGCCAAUUAUGCAGAACGGAUACCUGACAGCGAAGCGCCGAUCAGCCUGCGCUCCACAGCCUCAGCCACAGCCUCCUCAACCCAGCAGCCAAUGACUACACCCCCUCCAGCCCCAGGACACACCUCCUCCUCCACCACGUCUUCUGCUAACAGCAACUGGGCAGACUUCAGCACAACCUGGCCCUCAAACACAACCAGCCAGUCAGACAGUGAGGGCUGGGACGCGUGGCCAACCUCUUCAGCCAGUCAGAAUCCAUCUCUGAGCGUUCCCUCAGCACAGCUGCGGCAGCGCUCUGCCUUCACACCCGCCACUAUGACGACCGGUUCCUCUCCUUCUCCGGUGCUGGGACAGGGAGAGAAGGUCGAGGGUCUUCAGGCUCAGGCUUUGUAUCCCUGGAGAGCAAAGAAAGAAAACCACCUGAACUUCAACAAAAAUGAGAUAAUAACAGUGUUGGAGCAGCAGGACAUGUGGUGGUUAGGUGAACUGCAGACCGGACAGAGAGGCUGGUUCCCCAAAAGUUACGUGAAGCUCAUCUCUGCCACCACGACGGCCCCCGCUGUGGCUGCGGCACGUGGCAAAAACACAAAUGAAACAGGAGCAUCAGAAAGCCCACCCAAUGGAAAACGUCCCUCCCCCUCCCCAACAAAACCUUCUGAGUCCGGUGAAGAAUAUGUGGCCAUGUACACCUACGAGAGCAAUGAGCAGGGGGACCUGAGUUUCCAGCAAGGUGACAUCGUCGUGGUGACGAGGAAAGAAGGUGAUUGGUGGACGGGCAUGGUCGGAGGAAAAACUGGAGUCUUUCCGUCCAACUACGUCAAACCACGGGACUCCACGUCAGAGUCACUGGGAGCAGCAGGGAAGACGGGCAGCCUUGGAAAGAAACCAGAGAUCGCUCAGGUGAUCGCCCCCUACAGUGCUACAGGAGCAGAGCAGCUAACUUUAGCUCCGGGACAGCUCAUCCUCAUCAGGAAAAAGAACCCGGGGGGCUGGUGGGAGGGCGAGCUCCAGGCUCGAGGGAAAAAGCGUCAGAUCGGUUGGUUUCCAGCCAAUUAUGUGAAACUGCUCAGUCCCAGCACCAGCAAGACAACGCCCACAGAGCCCACCCCUCCUAAACUGGCUCCUGCCAGCACAGCGCUCUGUCAGGUCAUCGGCAUGUACGACUACGUGGCGCAGAACGACGAUGAGCUGGCGUUCCAGAAGGGUCAGGUGAUCACAGUGCUCAACAAAGACGACUGUGAUUGGUGGAAAGGCGAGCUCAAUGGGAGGGAGGGUCUGUUUCCCAGCAACUACGUCAAACUCACCACAGAUACUGACCCGAGCACGCAGUGGUGCGCUGACCUGCAUCUGCUGGACAUGCUGAGUCCUAUGGAGAGGAAGAGGCAGGGGUACAUCCACGAGCUGAUCGUCACAGAGGAGAACUACGUCAACGACCUGCAGCUCGUCACGGAGAUCUUCCACAAACCUCUGCUGGAGUGCGAGCUGCUGACGGAGAAGGAAGUGGCCAUGAUCUUCGUCAACUGGAAGGAGCUCAUCAUGUGCAACAUCAAACUGCUCAAGGCUCUGAGAGUGAGGAAGAAGAUGUCGGGCGAUCGGAUGCCGGUGAAGAUGAUUGGUGACAUCCUGACCAACCAGCUUCCUCACAUGCAGCCGUACAUCAGGUUUUGUUCGUGUCAGCUGAACGGAGCCACGCUCAUUCAACAGAAAACCGACGACAACCCCGAGAUCAAAGACUUCCUCAAGAGGUUAGCCAUGGAUCCCCGGUGUAAGGGAAUGCCUCUGUCCAGCUUCCUGCUCAAGCCCAUGCAGAGAGUCACGCGUUACCCCCUCAUUAUCAAAAAUAUUUUAGAAAACACUCCAGAGUCCCACCCAGACCACAGCCACCUGAAAGCAGCUCUGGAGAAGGCAGAGGAGCUGUGCUCGCAGGUGAACGAGGGCGUCAGGGAGAAGGAGAACUCGGAUCGCCUGGAGUGGAUUCAGGCUCAUGUUCAGUGUGAGGGCCUGUCAGAGCAACUGGUGUUUAACUCCGUCACCAACUGCCUGGGUCCCAGGAAGUUCCUCCACAGCGGGAAGCUGUUUAAAGCCAAAAGCAGCAAAGAGCUCUACGGCUUCCUGUUCAACGACUUCCUGCUGCUCACACAGGUAACCAAACCUUUGGGCUCAUCGGGCUCGGACAAAGUCUUCUCCGCAAAAACACACCUGCAGUACCGCAUGUACAAGACGCCGAUCUUCCUAAAUGAGGUGUUGGUGAAGCUGCCAACGGACCCGUCAGGAGAUGAGCCUCUGUUCCACAUCUCCCACAUAGACAGAGUUUACACGCUCCGAGCCGAGAGCAUCAAUGAAAGGACGGCGUGGGUUCAGAAAAUUAAGGCAGCUUCAGAGCUCUUCAUAGAGACGGAGAAGAAGAAGCGGGAGAAGGCGUAUCUAGUGCGUUCUCAGAGGGCCACGGGUAUCGGCAGACUGAUGGUCAACAUCGUGGAGGGAAUUGAGCUCAAACCCUGUCGCUCCCACGGAAAGAGUAACCCAUACUGUGAGGUGACCAUGGGUUCCCAGUGCCAUAUCACAAAAACAUUACAGGACACCCUGAAUCCUAAGUGGAAUUCCAACUGUCAGUUUUUUAUUAAGGACCUGGAACAGGAUGUCCUCUGUAUCACUGUGUUUGAACGAGACCAGUUCUCGCCUGACGACUUCUUGGGCAGGACAGAAAUCCGGUUGGCGGAAAUAAAGAAGGACCAGGGUUCUAAAGGACCAAUUACAAAGAGGCUGCUGCUCCACGAGGUUCCCACAGGAGAGAUCGUCGUCAGGCUGGACCUCCAGCUGUUUGAAGAACCGUGA